CAGCAUCACCAGUCCUCUUUGAUGCUAGCAAGAUGGGCUCUAUCGCGCGUACGGCGCACCAAUAUCUCAGCUCGAGGAUGUAGCACGCUAUCUCACUCACACAACCGAAUGACAACCAUCACCAACACCCCAACCAAAAGAGCCUCCAUCCAGCAAAAGCAAAAUGCAGUGCGAAGCAGAUGUCUACAAAAUCCCCGGACAUUCUUCACAGACGCCAUUCCCACCGUGCUCAUCCCGCCCACCAUCUUCACCACGCUGCUCCUCGGUCUCUGGACCUGGAAAUGCUUCUGGAUCGUGGUCAUGCAGGACAAACUCCUGUAUAUAGCAUGGCUGCCGCCGUUCGCGCGGUCUGAGCAAAUCGCCGACUACGAAGGGCAAUGCGGUCCCGUGCGGUGGGAGGGGAAGCAGAUCCGGAGUCUGGACGGGACGAAGCUGACUGUUUGCGAGGGGCGGAUGAAGAGCGCGGUGGGCUCUCAUGUUCAUGGUCAUUCAGACGCUACGGCCAGUCUACGCGAUGACCUUCGGAAUUCAGAUCCGACCAAGCCCAAAAAACGCGUCGUGAUCUGCUACUUCCAGGGAAACGGCGGAUCGACGCCCCUACGCCUGCCGCUGCUCUCGGAUAUGCUGCGCACAGUCACGUCCGCGACGGAAGACCCCAGCGUCGAAUACAUCGUCACGGCGCUGUCGUACCGCGGAUACUGGACGUCGUCCGGCCGCGCGACGCAGUCGGGGAUCGAGUUGGACGCGCAGGCCUUCCUGGCCUGGGCAUCGAGGACGUAUGCGGGGCCGGACACGGACCUGCGGCUGGUCCUCUGGGGCCAUAGUCUGGGGUCCGCGAUCGCGAGCACGGCGCUGGCGACGGAUCUGGCUCGUCGGGAUGGCAGAGAGUCCUCUGUGGGGGCGCCGAUCAGCGGGCUGGUUAUGGAAGCGCCGACGUCCAGCACGAAAGACAUGUUGAUCAGUUUGUAUCCGCAGAAGUGGCUGCCGUAUCGAUAUCUGUGGCCGUUUCUGUGGAAUAACUGGGACAGUUCGCGGGCGAUGGAGCGAAUGGCGAAAUGGCGGGAUGAGUGCCCAGGGAUGGAGGCGGAGGUGGAAGAGGAUGGAGACGACGAAAAGACGAUGGCGCCGGGAUUGGGAACCGUGAAGCCGCGACGAAUACAUCGCUCGCUGCCGCCUAUUCUCAUGCUGUCUGCUGAGAAGGAUGAAGUCAUCCCACCGCACGCGGUAGAUCAACUUGAGGCGGAUGCGAGAAGGAUGGGACUGGUCCUGGAGAGAAAGGAUGUAGCUGGUGCGAUGCACACUGAGGCGUUGGUCAAGGUGGAGGGUAAGAGAGCGGUGGUGAACUUUCUGCUUUCUUGUACCUAGCUAGAUAGCUCGCGGUGAAGGAGACGACCGAGAGAGAGAAGGAGAGACGGAGGCUUCUUAGCAUGUAAUAUUCAAUAUCUGAAACUAGAACAGUAGAUAAAAGGACGCUCGACCGGAGGAUUAGCCAAGCAAAGUUGGCAAUUAUCCCCCUCCCCCUUCAAAUCCAGGGACCA
Aspergillus steynii IBT 23096 is the source of this 1538-nucleotide messenger RNA. RefSeq names its product alpha/beta-hydrolase. Gene Ontology annotation, molecular function: palmitoyl-(protein) hydrolase activity. The coding region runs from base 109 to 1365 and encodes 418 amino acids. Gene Ontology annotation, cellular component: membrane. The record is from RefSeq and is a predicted model, not a curated record. The transcript has a single exon. Lineage: Eukaryota; Fungi; Ascomycota; Eurotiomycetes; Eurotiales; Aspergillaceae.